AUGGAGAUCUUCAUCAUCUUACUCGUCGCUUUCAUAUUCCUCGGGCCGGAGCGCAUGGUUGACGCCGCCAGAACCCUCGGCAAGUGGACCGGCGAACUGCGCCGUAUGGGUUCGACCGUGCAGGCAGAGAUGGACGAUCUGGUGAACGUGGACUCUCCGCUUGCCACCCGACAGAGUCGCACAGAAACCACAAGUGAUUCGGGCGCGGCGACGCGACCCCUCGACCAAGACCAUCCAGCAGACGCAGCAGACGCCUCAAGCUCUGCGACACCUGUCUGGCGAUGGGGAGCAGAGCGCCCCAAGGGAGGAAAGUGCAUGAGUUCCGAAGGAGGUGUGCCUUUUCAGGAUCACAUCACAGAACUUCGACGGCGCGUGAUGUACUCUGCGAUUGCAGUUCUUGUCACGACUGUCAUUGCGUUCGUCUUCCACGAACAGGUUCUCACUCUCCUCAUGCAGCCCGCGCAGGGCUUCACCGACAUUCCUGGCGGCAAGCCCAUAUACACCGAUCUCACCGAGUUCAUCAGCACCGCGAUGAAGGCGUCCCUACUUGUGGGCCUUUUCGCCGCUAUGCCCUUCGUUCUCUAUCAAAUUGUCAGGUUCGUCUCGCCGGGUCUGAACCCAUCUGAGCGCCGCUACCUAUACGCCCUGAUGCCCGCAGUCGUGGUAGCGUUCAUCCUCGGCGCGGCAUUUGGGUACCGUGUACUCUUCCCGCCUGCCAUACAUUUUCUACUCAGCUUCGGCAACGAAAUCGCCACUCCAUAUAUUCGCAUCGGAAACUACGUCAGCCUGAUGAUUUCGACUUCUGCUUUGGAUGGGAGUUGUGUUCGAGACGCCUAUCGUGCUCUUUUUCCUGUCGCGAAUCGGCAUCGUAUCGCCUCAGCAGCUUGGGAGGCAGCGUCGCUAUGCCGUCGUUGUCGCCUUCAUCUUGGGCGCGCUCAUCACACCCACAUUCGAUCCCAUCAACCAGACCCUAGUUGCACUCCCUAUCAUCGUCCUAUACGAGGUCGGAAUCUGGCUCGCCAAGUUCGGUGCGAGGCAGAGGAACCGUCAACGUGCAAACGAAUUUGGCUAAGCACUGCCCACUCUGCCGUUGAUGCGGCGCAUGCCAGUGUAGAAAGCGCUGUUCUGACAGAAGGCCAUUUUCGCUGUGAGGAGACUUGUACGAUGAAGAUCACGAAGGUCACGCCUUGGGUUGUCAGCUUUCCCUGGGAGAUGCGCACGGGAGUUGAGCAGAAACCCGAAGUCAGAGACCGCCAGCUGGUGUUCGUACAGGUUGAUACCGACGAAGGAAUCACCGGUUGGGGUGAGGUCACGACCUAUCCCGGACCAGUGGCCAAUCGCGCAAUCGCCGCCAUGAUAAGAGAAGUGAAUGAUUAUCUAGUGGGCGAAAACACUAACGAGUUUGAACGGCUUUGGCAGAAGAUAUUCCGCUCAUUCACCUACCUCGGCACUAGAGGGGCAGUAUCAGCCCUCAUAAGCGGUAUUGACAUUGCGCUCUGGGACAUUCGGGGUAAGGAGCUUGGACUGCCGAUUUAUGAACUUCUGGGCGGCCCAGUGCGCGACAGAAUCGCGCUCUACACUCAUCCGCCUGAACCCCGCAACGUCCCGGACGCCAUAGCCGAUGCAAGGCAGAUCGUGGAAGCGGGGUAUGAGGCGUUCAAAUUCGAUCCGAUGAUGCGCUUCAUACCGGGCGGAAACGAAGGCUUUCUUGACGACUUCAUCAUGCCCGAUGUCACCUGGACUGGCGGCAUAACUGAACUGAAGAAAAUCUCCACGAUGGCUGAGGCGUACUACAUUCCGGUCUCUCCGCACGACGCGAGUGGGCCGAUCAAUGUGCUUGCGGGAGCGCACGUGAUGAUGACCACGCCGAACUUCUACAAGUUGGAGACUUCACGCUACGACCUCGGCGCAUACGGCGCGUUCAUCGAACCUGGACUGGACAUAAGAAAUGGUGACCUCUUUGUUCCCAACACUCCAGGGCUCGGUGUAAAUGGAUAUGGACUACUUGCACUCGCAUGUCGUGUUCGGCGGUAA
This is a messenger RNA of Geodia barretti, 2034 nucleotides long. The record is from the annotation of a GenBank genome assembly. NCBI's taxonomy places the organism in Eukaryota, Metazoa, Porifera, Demospongiae, Tetractinellida, Geodiidae.